GCCUCCUCGCGUGUUCCCUCCCCCGAGUUCGAGCAGCUUAGUGCUCGCCGCUGCCUGUUGCUCAGUGCGGUGACAGCGCUGCUAAACAUGGCGUCGGAAGGAAUGAUAUUAACAAACCACGACCACCAAAUCCGAGUAGGAGUCCUCACAGUAAGCGACAGCUGUUUCCGGAAUUUAGCAGAGGACCGGAGUGGAAUAAACCUCAAGGACCUUGUGCACGAUCCAUCUCUGCUUGGAGGAACCAUAGCUGCCUACAAAAUUGUUCCAGAUGAAAUAGAUGAAAUUAAGGAAACAUUGGUGGACUGGUGUGACGAGAAGGAGUUGAACCUCAUCCUGACCACGGGAGGAACAGGUUUCGCACCACGAGAUGUCACACCAGAGGCCACAAAGGAAGUAAUUGAAAGAGAGGCUCCUGGGAUGGCUCUAGCAAUGCUGAUGGGAUCUCUCAACGUCACUCCUCUGGGCAUGUUAUCCCGGCCUGUUUGCGGGAUUCGAGGGAAGACACUCAUUAUAAAUCUGCCUGGUAGCAGGAAAGGUUCACAGGAGUGCUUCCAGUUUAUUCUGCCUGCCCUACCUCACGCCAUUGACCUCUUACGGGAUGCAAUUGUCAAGGUCAAAGAAGUCCACGACGAACUGGAAGACUUGCCAUCACCUCCACCCCCGCUGUCUCCCCCUCCUGCCACCAGCCCACACAAGCAGACGGAAGACAAGGGGGUCCAGUGUGAAGAAGAGGAGGAGGAGAAAAAAGACAGCGGCGUGGCCUCCACUGAAGAUAGCUCCUCAUCACACAUCACCGCAGCAGCCAUCGCAGCCAAGAUUCCAGACUCCAUCAUUUCCCGUGGCGUCCAGGUGCUUCCCAGGGAUACCGCCUCUCUUAGCACCACUCCAUCAGAAUCACCGAGAGCCCAGGCCACAUCUCGUCUCUCCACUGCUUCAUGCCCCACACCAAAACAAAUUAGACGGCCGGACGAAAUCAAAGGAGUUGCUAGUAGAGUCGGAUCCCUCAAACUCCAUCGAAAACUGGAGGAGCUCAGAGAUCACCUAGAAGGCAAUGUGAAGGGAUGCUCUCUCAGAGUAAAUGCUCGGCUCCCUUCCUGUUCAUCCACCUAUAGCGUUUCAGAGCUUCACUAUAGGUUGGAAGGGCUAAAAGAUGAACUCAGGACGCAUAGAAGCUACGAGUCACGAGUGCAGUCCAGGUGCAGCAGCAAAGAGAACAUCUUACGAGCUAGUCAUAGUGCAGUCGACAUUACCAAGGUGGCGCGAAGGCACCGUAUGUCUCCAUUCCCUUUGACUUCCAUGGACAAGGCCUUCAUCACAGUCCUGGAAAUGACGCCUGUCCUGAGUACUGAGAUCAUCAACUACCGAGAUGGCAUGGGUCGUGUCCUGGCACAAGACGUUUACGCAAAGGACAACCUGCCUCCAUUCCCUGCCUCGGUGAAGGAUGGUUAUGCUGUUCGAGCCGCUGAUGGUCCAGGAGAUCGCUUCAUCAUUGGAGAGUCUCAGGCUGGUGAACAGCCGACUCACACGGUGAUGCCUGGUCAAGUUAUGCGAGUGACGACAGGAGCUCCCAUCCCAUGCGGUGCUGAUGCAGUUGUCCAGGUUGAAGAUACAGAGCUCAUUAGAGAAUCAGAAGAUGGCACGGAAGAACUUGAAGUGCGAAUUUUAGUGCAAGCUCGGCCAGGACAGGAUAUUAGACCCAUCGGCCAUGAUAUCAAAAGAGGGGAGUGUGUGCUGGCAAAGGGGACUCACAUGGGCCCAUCAGAGAUCGGUCUGCUAGCCACCGUGGGGGUGACGGAAGUGGAAGUCCAAAAAUUCCCAGUGGUGGCGGUAAUGUCAACAGGCAAUGAGCUGCUUAAUCCCGAAGAUGAUCUUCAUCCUGGGAAGAUCAGAGACAGCAAUAGGUCGACGCUUCUCGCCACCAUUCAGGAACAUGGCUAUCCAACUAUCAACCUGGGAAUUGUCGGGGACAACCCUGACGAUUUACUCAAUGCCCUGAAUGAGGGUAUAAGCCGUGCAGAUGUGAUCAUCACAUCCGGAGGCGUGUCAAUGGGGGAAAAGGACUAUCUGAAGCAGGUGCUGGACAUCGACCUUCAUGCACAGAUCCACUUUGGUCGCGUUUUUAUGAAACCAGGUCUACCAACAACAUUUGCCACAUUAGACAUCGAUGGUGCUAGAAAAUUAAUUUUUGCCCUGCCAGGAAAUCCUGUUUCUGCCGUCGUCACUUGUAAUCUUUUUGUCAUCCCCGCUCUGAGAAAAAUGCAGGGGAUCUUGGACCCCCGGCCCACCAUUAUCAAAGCCAGGUUGUCCUGCGAUGUGAAGUUGGAUCCUCGCCCAGAAUACCACCGCUGCAUAUUGACCUGGCAUCACCAAGAGCCUCUGCCUUGGGCACAAAGCACAGGGAACCAGAUGAGCAGCCGUCUGAUGAGCAUGCGUAGUGCCAAUGGACUGUUGAUGCUACCUCCAAAGACUGAGCAAUAUGUGGAGCUCCACAAGGGCGAGGUAGUCGACGUGAUGGUGAUCGGCCGGCUAUGAUGUCGUCCACCGGCGGGCAGCGGCUAUGGUGCAUGUCCACAUAUCAUUGACUGUAAUAUGCAACGGCACAGCUAGAUUUUAUUGAUUGGGAUAAUAACUUUGAUCAGUAUAGUCGACAUCUUGAACACAAAACAAAACUAUAUAUAUAU
Molecule: messenger RNA, 2681 nt
Organism: Erpetoichthys calabaricus (reedfish)
Lineage: Eukaryota; Metazoa; Chordata; Cladistia; Polypteriformes; Polypteridae
Product: gephyrin
Exons: 26
Coding region: 88-2532 (814 amino acids)
Biological process (GO): molybdenum incorporation into molybdenum-molybdopterin complex; glycine receptor clustering; postsynaptic neurotransmitter receptor diffusion trapping
Cellular component (GO): postsynaptic membrane; cytoplasm; cytosol
Molecular function (GO): molybdopterin molybdotransferase activity
Source: RefSeq, a predicted model, not a curated record